Sphaeroforma arctica JP610 is the source of this 966-nucleotide messenger RNA. RefSeq lists its product as hypothetical. The transcript has a single exon. Bases 1 to 966 code for a protein of 321 amino acids. NCBI's taxonomy places the organism in Eukaryota, Ichthyosporea, Ichthyophonida. The record is from RefSeq and is a predicted model, not a curated record. Gene Ontology annotation, molecular function: NAD+ binding.
AUGUUCAGCAUUAAAUGGGAUGAUAUGGACCUGGGUGACGUAAGCUUCAGCGACCUGGCUGGUAGUCGCGCCCCCGCUCGCGUCAUAGAUCAUGAGAAUGUUGCGGUGCGAAAGGCAGCUGUAAAGGGCACUGUUGAGAUUAUAGCGGACAUGAUUUUAGAAGCGAAGGGUAAUCUAGUGUUUCUAACUGGGGCGGGGAUGUCAGCCGCGUCUGAUAUACCUACUUUCCGAGACCCCGAUCACGGUGUCUGGGCAACACGUGAUCCCAAACAGUGUGGUACUAAAGAGGCCUUUGUGCAUCACCCAGAGAGACUCUGGACUGUUUUGAUGGACGUGGUAGGCCCGGAGAACGACCCCAAGCCCAACUUGGGUCACAAAGCGCUCGGAGAUUUAGAAGCUUUGGGCUUCACAUCGACCGUGGUCACGCAGAAUGUUGAUGACUUGCACGAAAACGCAGGUAACAAAGAUGUCAUGCACUUGCACGGCAAUCUGUGGCGAACUUUCUGUGUAGCGUGUGGGUUGCAAGGGACAAACACGCACGAGUUAUUGCGCACAGUGAAGAAGGUGGACUUGCCACCGCGCUGCGAUCACUGUCACGGGGUGUUGAAGCCCGACGCGAUUUUAUUUGGCGAGUUAUUAGACAAUAGUAUAGUGGAUCGGGCUUCCGAUUUGGUCAAGCACACACCGCUAUUGUUUGUGUUAGGUACCAGUGCUAGAGUUACGCCUGCGUCCGACUUUCCGAUCAUGGCUGCAAAUCAUGGGGCGAAGGUGGUGGAGAUCAAUAUGGAGAGAACUCAAUUGACAGACACAUGCGUAGAUGUAUUCAUGAAUGAACCUUUAGAGGUAGUGCUACCGCAGAUAGUUGAGCUGGUGAGGCAAAAACAUUUAAAAAAGGAUCCUUUAGGAACGUCGAUGUUCACACUUCUGUCGUCGGUACUGAACGGGUCAUCGAAAAUGCCGGAGUGA